Molecule: messenger RNA, 507 nt
Organism: Prunus mume (Japanese apricot)
Lineage: Eukaryota; Viridiplantae; Streptophyta; Magnoliopsida; Rosales; Rosaceae
Source: the annotation of a RefSeq genome assembly
AUGUCUAGAUCUGGGAUAAAUGGAAAUUUUAUUGAUAAAACCUUUUCAAUUGUAGCCAAUAUCUUAUUACGAAUAAUUCCGACAACUUCGGGAGAAAAAGAGGCAUUCACCUAUUACAGAGAUGGUAUGUCGGCUCAAUCCGAAGGAAAUUAUGCGGAAGCUUUACAGAAUUAUUAUGAAGCUAUGCGACUAGAAAUUGAUCCUUAUGAUCGAAGUUAUAUACUCUAUAACAUAGGCCUUAUCCACACAAGUAACGGGGAACAUACGAAAGCUUUGGAAUAUUAUUUUCGGGCCCUAGAGCGAAACCCAUUCUUACCACAAGCUUUUAAUAAUAUGGCCGUGAUCUGUCAUUACCGGGGAGAACAGGCCGUUCAACAAGGGUAUUCCGAAAUUGCGGAGGCUUGGUUCGAUCAAGCCGCCGAGUAUUGGAAACAAGCUAUAGCGCUUACUCCUGGUAAUUAUAUUGAAGCACAGAAUUGGUUGAAGAUUACGAGGCGCUUCGAAUAA